Molecule: messenger RNA, 3447 nt
Organism: Mixia osmundae IAM 14324
Lineage: Eukaryota; Fungi; Basidiomycota; Mixiomycetes; Mixiales; Mixiaceae
Exons: 4
Coding region: 1-3447 (1148 amino acids)
Cellular component (GO): intracellular membrane-bounded organelle
Molecular function (GO): phosphatidylinositol binding
Source: RefSeq, a predicted model, not a curated record
AUGGACUACUUGCCGGCAGACCAGCGACUGCUCCAAUCCGGCGCCAUCGUCGGCUUUCUCGUUGUCACUUUUACACUCGGCAUUGGUCGACUCGUACUGGCUACAUUGGUCGCCUGCGCACUUGCUUUAUUUCUGUCCACCUUCAACGAAGUGCGCGAGAUUGGCGAUGCGUUCCUUAACAAGGGCAAGAGGAAGCUACCCAUUCCAGAGCUCACGAAGCCAGUCUCGGAGCAACAAGAAGAGGUCAGCGAGCAGAGCCAUCACGAAAAGGCCCAAGCGUCUUUUCUGCUGGACAGUCCUCAAGUCGUGGAGCUCAAGGUACCGCCGAGAGUCAAGAAUGUCCUCGCCGACUUGCUCGACCUCGUUAUACGAGACUUUGUCGAGAUUUGGUACAAUGCUUCGGUGACACUGGGCGAUACGCGCUUCCUCAAGCAGACCAAGUCUGCACUCAAUACACUUGCAAGUAACGUAUCGAGCACCAUCGAGCAAAAAGACACCAAAGAGCUCGCUAUCUAUCUCAUGCACUCCACCUCGGCAGUGCUCACACAGCAACUCAAGCGCGAGGAUAAAAAGGAGGAGGCUGCCGGCGAAGCACAUGCUCGUCUGCAGCGACAAGAGCGCCAGAAGCAGCGAAUAGACAAGAUCCGUCGAUCUUGCGAGGAAUUACUCAUGACACUUGGCCCGAGAUCGAUCACACUCUCACCACUCGCUACGCCUCUCAUGGUCGAAAUACUGACUUUGCAAGUCUGGAAGACCAUCCAGGGCCUGGACGACGAUUGGAUCAAUCGAACGCUUAUCUCGUACCUCGAGUCUCAGCCGGAAGAUCUAGCGAGCAAGGCAGCAGAUGCUGCACUCCCACCUAUACCUGAUCGAGCGCGUCAAAGCACUGAGAUCCCCGGCGGGAUGCCCCGACAGCGGCAUCGAGGCGAAUCCGAUCUAGACACGCCAUUGCCGUCUAUAGAUGCUGAUGAUCCUGCCUGGCCGAGCGCCCCUGCACCCCAGGUACCACCGAAGCGUAGUGUCGACGAGACUGCGUUGCCAGACCCAUCGCUCGUGCUAGAGGCUCUCCUCAUUGGGUCAAAGGAGACAAAGCAGGCCCUUCUGCUCAAGCUACAUGCGCUCCUUACCAAGCUGGAUCGUAAGCCGGCCGAACGACCCGUGCCGCUCGAAUCCACUGCGAGGCAGCUAGAUCUCAUGCUUUCUCGGCAGGCCGAUUCGUUGUCAGAAUCGUUCCAGGUCUACCUCGAAUCUCUCGCAGCGACAUCUGCUAAGCGCGCAGAAGGUCUCAUUAGGUUAUACACUCAAGUCAGUACUUUCAGACGCGUAGUCGAGACGACCAGUCCCUCUGCCGAGCUUUUACGACAGGAUGCACUCUCGAUCACCAAGCGUGUGACCGACAGUGCUCUCAUUGACACGCAUACCCGCUCGGAAGCAAGACAGCUGCUCUGUCAGAUCGCUCUCGAUAUAGAUCAGCAGGCUUCGAGCACAGUCCUGCUACCCUUGCAGUCGUACCUCUUUCGAGAGAUCGCGUCCCUGUACUUUCAGCCGUUCCUGAGCUAUCGGGCGACGUUGCCCACGACUAUCUCUGGCCGAGUGCAUGCUAUGAAUCUGCCGAGGCAGUACAUGACGGAAGAUAGCGAUGUCGCCUUCUCGCACACGCCUUCCCAAUUGGCAAAGACAGACAUGAAUCGAUCAUCUUCGGGCCAAAGCGCUCUUCGUAGCUCUGCCUCGGCAGCAUCCAGCUCGCCAUCCCUACCGCGGCCGAGCUUUGACGAGCGAGACGGACCCUUUGACAGCGAAUCUGAUAUGACGGAGGGCUUCCAUGACGAGCCAGCAGAGGAGCCUCAAAAGAUGCUGCGACCAUCAAGUGCGCCGACGAGUGUGCCUGCAUCGCCGCACGACAAUAUGCAGAAAUUCACUGUCAGCGUGACUGACGUUUCUCCGCCGUCGGCAUAUUCGAGCACGCGUCAGGUCAAGGUGAAGAAAGACCUCAGCUUCAUCAUUGCAGUCGAAGCACAAGGAUUACCUGGCUUCAUCAUUCAGCGCUCAUUUCCCGAGCUGGAGAAGCUCAACUUGCGACUACAAAAGGCGUUGCCUCAGGCUGGUACCAGAGAGUUCCCACGGGCCAUGCUCCCUUCGACCAAUAUGCAGAGCACCGAAAACCUUUGCAUUGCGCUCGAGUCCUAUCUCGCCAAUCUGCUCAGAGACGACAGAUAUGCUUCGUCGACGCCUGUCCUAGCCUUUUUCGACAAAGAGCGAGCGGGUGCAAAGUCGAAUGUCAAUAUCUUUGGCGCCGUCAACAGAAGCUUGCUCGAUACCAGUCAACUCGCAUCGAAGGGACUGACGGAUGGAGCAAAGGGCAUCACAACCGGUCUCAAUUCUGUUGCGUCAGUCUUUACUACACCUUUCAAGAUCGCAGGUAUACAACCAGCAGCAUUUGCUUCCUCCUCGGACGAGCUCAACAGCCAGCAAUCAAAUUUCGAGAGGAGCAUGCCAAUUGCUGCUCGCAGCUCUCUGUCGCUCGACAGACGUGCUUCGCCGUCAACCGGUCGUCCAUCCAUAGACCGCACUGCGUCGUUCGAUCGCGCGAGCACGGGCAGGGCGAGCGUCAGUGUCAGCGCGAGUGGCAGCGGCAGCGGUUAUGCUGUGCCUGACAAUGCCGGCGUCAUGAGUCGUGCAUCCACCUCAUCCGCCCGCAGUAGCCAGCUCGAUGUCAGUGAAGUCGAAACAGGAGCUGUCAUGUCUUUGCCGCCCACAUCGUCAUCGCCCUUGAUCAAGUCAGAUAUGCCAGCACUUGGUGUGCCUGCCGGUGAUCUCGCGACCAGGCUUUCAUUUGACGAUUUGCUCGCCAAAGAUCGCCUUGACGCCGAGCGAGAACAGGCUACCCGUGCUGCGUCAAAGGCAGCUGCUGCGUCCUCAGCGGUGGCCAAGUCUGCUCAGCGAGCCGGCAAGCUGCCCGUGCUGUCUGCCAGAGAUGUCGACGUCGUGAUCAAUGCCUCUAUCCGGGUCCUUGAAGAAGCUUAUCAGCUUGCAGACACUGGCACCUGGAACCUGAAACGAGGCAUCCUCGCCAUCUUGCAGUCUGUGCUCUCCUCGACGUACUCGACCGCGAUCGCCAAGUAUUUUGUCACAGGUCUCGUCGCUCUCGACGAAGAUCUGAUCGCGAGCAAGCUCGAAGAUCUUCGUGCAAUGUUCUGGCCUGGCGGUAAAUGGUGGACUCAAAGCAACAUAGACCAGAUAGUACGGACUGCAGAAGAUAAGGAACAAACCCGAUUGAAAGCUCGAAAGAUCUGGACUACUCAAGCUCCAAACGGUCUCAAGAUCGCGCUGGGCGCGUCAGCUACCGCGGAAGCAUUCGGAAGGAUUCAUGACGGUGUCCAGGCCGAGGGCGCGGAGAUUUUGGUCUCGACCCUUAUCUUAGACCUAUUUCGAUUCUUGCUUCUAUAG